AGGUUGCAUCCUUCCAUGCGCAAAAGGCUUUACAGUUUGCCACAGCACGUCGGCCGGAGAGCUUCGACCAUGUGCGACGGGGAAGACGGAGACCGGGAUGCGCGCCGGAGGAGCAUCCGGAUGAAGCCACUGCCGUCUCCGGGCGCCACUGAGAGCACCAGGAGCGCAGAUGCGGCGGCGGCGGCAGCAUCAGCAUCAGCAGCGCUCGCAGAUCCGAAAAGCAACUCAAACGGCGACUGCAGGAGGUUUCGAGGCAGCUUGUCGUCGCUCGCCGGCCGCCACAGCCAUGAAUCAGACUCAGCCGAAGAGAAGCGUCUGAUCACAGAGGCAGAUCCAAGCCCGAGUGAAGAGAGUCCGUCCGGGGCCAGAGGAGGAGGAAUAGGAGGAGGUAGUGGUGCUGGGAGCACCGGAGGAGCAGGUGUGGAACCAGGAGCGCACGGCACUCCAGAACGGUACCCAGGGUUUGCCAAGCUGGACGGUGGCAUUGAACACGUUCUGCCCGAUGAUGAACGGUACUACCAGGCAGGUUUCAUGCACAGACAGUUUGGUGCCAUGCUCCAGCCCGGGGUUAACAAGUUCUCUCUGAGGAUGUUCGGGAGCGAGAAGGCAGUGGAGCGCGAACAGGAGCGCGUAAAGUCGGCCGGAUUUUGGAUUAUACACCCGUACAGUGAUUUCAGGUUCUACUGGGAUCUCACUAUGUUGUUGCUGAUGGUGGGAAACUUGAUCAUCAUCCCUGUGGGUAUCACCUUCUUCAAGGACGAGCACACUCCUCCCUGGAUCGUCUUCAACGUCGUCUCGGACACCUUCUUCCUCAUGGACCUGGUGCUCAACUUUCGCACGGGCAUCGUCAAAGAGGACAACACGGAGAUUAUACUGGACCCACAGCAGAUAAAGAUUAAGUAUCUGCGCUCAUGGUUCGUGGUGGACUUUAUCUCCUCCAUCCCGGUGGACUACAUCUUCCUUAUUGUCGAGACGCGGAUCGAUUCGGAUUUCUACAAGACGGCACGCGCGCUCAGGAUUGUCCGUUUCACAAAGAUACUCAGUCUGUUACGUCUGCUCAGGCUGUCCAGACUCAUACGCUACAUUCAUCAGUGGGAAGAGAUUUUCCAUAUGACCUAUGACCUGGCCAGUGCGAUGGUGCGUAUCGUGAAUCUGAUCGGCAUGAUGCUUCUGCUGUGCCACUGGGACGGCUGCUUGCAGUUCCUCGUACCCAUGCUGCAGGACUUCCCUCCAGACUGUUGGGUGGCCAAAAACAAAAUGGUGAACGAUACGUGGGGCCAGCAGUACUCGUAUGCCCUCUUCAAGGCCAUGAGUCACAUGCUGUGCAUUGGUUACGGCAUGUACCCUCCAGUGGGAAUGACGGACGUUUGGCUCACCAUUCUCAGCAUGAUCGUUGGCGCAACGUGCUAUGCUAUGUUUGUGGGCCAUGCCACAGCGCUCAUCCAGUCUCUGGACUCCUCACGCAGGCAGUACCAAGAAAAGUAUAAACAGGUGGAGCAGUACAUGUCCUUCCACAAGCUGCCAGCAGACAUGCGUCAGAGGAUCCAUGAUUACUAUGAACACCGUUACCAGGGCAAGAUGUUUGACGAGGAGAGCAUCCUGGGGGAGCUGAAUGAGCCACUCAGGGAGGAGAUAAUCAACUUCAACUGUCGAAAGCUGGUAGCGUCAAUGCCUCUGUUUGCCAACGCGGAUCCGAAUUUCGUGACGUCAAUGCUGACAAAGCUGCGCUUUGAGGUUUUCCAACCCGGAGACUACAUCAUCCGAGAAGGCACCAUUGGGAAGAAGAUGUAUUUCAUCCAGCAUGGAGUCGUUAGCGUGCUCACGAAAGGGAACAAGGAAACCAAGUUGUCAGACGGUUCCUACUUUGGAGAGAUCUGUUUGCUGACGAGGGGAAGGCGUACAGCUAGUGUCCGCGCAGAUACAUACUGCCGUCUCUAUUCCCUGUCAGUGGAUAACUUCAAUGAGGUGCUUGAAGAAUAUCCGAUGAUGAGAAGAGCCUUUGAGACUGUUGCUCUGGACCGCCUCGAUCGUAUAGGAAAGAAGAACUCUCUAUUGCAGCACAAGGUACAGCAUGACUUAAACUCUGGUGUCCUCAACUAUCAGGAGAAUGAGAUUAUCCAGCAAAUAGUGCAGCAUGAUCGAGACAUGGCGCACUGUGCCCACCUGAUGCAAAACCAACGUUCCCCAGCUCCUCCAUCACCUACUCCAGUCAUUUGGGCUCCACUCAUCCAGGCCCCUUUACAAGCAGCCGCUGCUACUACAUCAGUUGCUAUCGCCCUGACCCAUCAUCCUCACCUGCCUCCCACGCUCUUCCGCCCUUCUACCUCAUCUUUGGGUUCAACAAAAGAAGCACCAAGAAACAGGUUCCAGGUUGUACCCACAUCGACAGCUCCUGGUUCAGCUGGAGACUCGCCUUCGAGCACUCCUCCAAAGCCUCGUACUGGAGUGGACACUCCUCUACUUGCAUCUUUCCGGGCACAUCAUUCAACAGGGCCAGCUGGGUCAGGGAGUGGUAACCACCAGGCUCCCAGAAGCAGCAUAAGUGGAGUUUCACAUCCUGGGCCUGGUCGGGGUUCUGCAUUCCCCACUGGCAAUUACUCCAGAUCUGCAUCUCCUACAUGUAGUACUGCACAGCUCCAUCCUCCACCCAAACACAAGCAGCCUUUCCCACCAAGUACCCCACCACUGUCCACUCACCUCCAACAAGGCAGCACAGGUGCUGGGACCUUGUCUGGGGCAGUAGGUGGCGCAGUGAGUAUUGCUGUGAGUGGAGCAGUGGGAGACAUGUCAAGUGGAUUGAGUGCAAGUGGGUCUCCUGGGGGUCCAUUAGUUGGUGCCACCUGUGGGUUUUUGACCACAGGAUCUUCAAAUGUUAGCCCUCUUUCAACUGGAUCAUUCAGCCAUGCCCCAAGUCAGCUCCUCCAUGGUCAGCAAACACAAAAUACCAAACAGACAUCUGCAUUUCAUCAGUUUGCUGGUGGGGGUGGCAGGACUUCUAGUGUGUUAAACCUCUUCCAUACACCCACAACUGGAUCCCCGUCCUCCACCAUUUCCCACAUUACUCCAGCACUUGAAGGCUCUCCUUCAUCAAACACACAAUCCUUCAACCUACAGUCCUCCUUUUCUUCCCAGCUGCCUUUGGAAAGGUCAGCAUUAGCGUCUCUAGCUCAAUAUGGCUCAGCAAACGCUUCUCCCUGCUACACUCCUCUAGCCCCCAGCCCUUCAGUCCAAAGUCCUGGGAGAACGUUCCACUACAGUGACCCCUCCAGUGCUGCAGGUUCCCACAGCUCUCUGCUUCUACCCCAGCAUUUCUGCCCUGUUCAACUACCCAGCUGUAACACUUCAGGAACUGAAUCGCCAUUGGGCCGCUUCUCUGAAGAUAUGAAACUGUUGUCCAGCUCUCAUCCUCUGCUAAGCGAAGAGGCAGCCCAGGCUGUGGCUCACUCAUCCCCUCGAUCAUCCAUUGAGCCUGGCUGCCGCCUCUCCCCUUACUCUUCCCCGACACUGAUGCCUAAGCCGUGCAGCUCCAUAUCGGGGCACUUUGCUUCCCCCUUACAGACUUCUCCUAGUACACGGCACCACACCCCCAGCAUAGGGACGUCACCCUCCCUUCCAUUCCGCAGAUCCUCCGAGGCCCAUCCUUCUGAACUGGAACCCCUUUGCGCCAAACUUCCCUCCAAUUUGUGA
Molecule: messenger RNA, 3687 nt
Organism: Neoarius graeffei (lesser salmon catfish)
Lineage: Eukaryota; Metazoa; Chordata; Actinopteri; Siluriformes; Ariidae
Gene: hcn4
Product: hyperpolarization activated cyclic nucleotide-gated potassium channel 4
Exons: 8
Coding region: 16-3687 (1223 amino acids)
Biological process (GO): transmembrane transport; potassium ion transport
Cellular component (GO): membrane
Molecular function (GO): voltage-gated potassium channel activity
Source: RefSeq, a predicted model, not a curated record